Branchiostoma floridae (Florida lancelet) is the source of this 2950-nucleotide messenger RNA. Its product is annotated as mRNA-capping enzyme-like. Bases 232 to 2070 code for a protein of 612 amino acids. The record is from RefSeq and is a predicted model, not a curated record. Gene Ontology annotation, biological process: dephosphorylation; 7-methylguanosine mRNA capping. NCBI's taxonomy places the organism in Eukaryota, Metazoa, Chordata, Leptocardii, Amphioxiformes, Branchiostomatidae. Gene Ontology annotation, molecular function: mRNA 5'-triphosphate monophosphatase activity; mRNA guanylyltransferase activity; protein tyrosine/serine/threonine phosphatase activity. The transcript is spliced from 17 exons.
GGUCAGAGGCUAGAGGUCAGAGUUUAUCAGACUGUCAUGGCGGCUGGAAGACUUCAUUUGGGACUCGGUACGUUUUGAAGACGGAAAAUAACACGAACAUCAAGGUCAGACGGCUGGAAGGAAGUUUUCUCACUUGUUAAGAAACUCUUCUUUAUCUGUUGAAGGAGGUAAUCUGAUCUGGUCAGCGGUACAGGCGUCGUCGGCGAACGGAGCGUAGACUGCGGAAACAACAUGGCGGUUCCGCCGCGAUGGCUCAACUGUCCGCGGAAAGGGCAACUUGUGGCAGGUAAUUUUCUCCCGUUUAAGACACCGCUUGGCCCGCGGUACGAUGACCAGGUCCCGGAGGAGAACCGGUUCCAGUGGCCGAUGCUGUUCGCUUACGUAAACGGCAUGGGGGCUAAGAUGGGUCUGGUUAUUGACCUGACCAACACCAACAGGUUUUACAACAAGGAACAGGAAGUGGAGAGGAAUGGAGUCAAACAUGUCAAACUGCAGUGUCGGGGUCAUGGAGAGACCCCUAACGAAGAACAGACGUCAGCAUUUGUGAACCUCUGUGCCAACUGGACAGCCAGGAACCCCACAGAUCUCAUAGGUGUUCACUGCACCCACGGGUUCAACCGGACAGGUUUCCUCAUCGUGGCUUACCUGGUGGAGAAACACUCUUGGAGUGUCGAGGCAGCUGUCCAGGCCUUCACUGUCGCUCGGCCCCCUGGGAUGUAUAAAGGUCACUACCUGGAGGAGCUGUUCCGUCGCUAUGGCGAUGCAGACGAUGCCCCGCCCGCCCCGCCGCUCCCUGAUUGGUGCACGGAGUCUGAUGACUUGGACGAUGAUGGAAACCCGACCCAGCAGCCAUCCAAUGGGAUGAAAGGUCAAAGGGCAGGGGGCACGACCUAUAAGCCCUUUAUGGACGGGCUGGUACCCGGAGUGGACACCGUCACGGACCAGCCGCGGCUACGCAACGUGCAGCAAAAAGUACAGCACAUGUGUGGCUGGCACAAACAGGGUUUCCCGGGUGCCCAGCCCGUCUCCAUGGACAGGAAGAACCUGAGUUUUCUGGCACAGAAGCCGUACAAGGUCAGCUGGAAGGCCGACGGUGUCAGGUUGAUGUUGCUAGUAGAUGGCCCCCAGCAGGUGUACCUGGUAGACAGAGACAACACAGUGUUCCAUGCGCCCCAGCUCACCUUUCCCCGCAGAAAGGAACCGGACAAGCAGAUCUGUAACACACUACUGGACGGGGAGAUGAUAAUAGACAAGGUGGCUGGGAAGGACCGGCCGAGAUACCUGGCCUAUGACAUCAUCAAGUUUGAGGGGCAGCCCGUGGGGGAGUGCGAUUUCUCGCGGCGGCUCCUGUGCAUCAGGAAGGAGAUUGAGGAAACGCGGGACAGCCAGGCGCAGGCCGGCGCGCUCGACAAGUCCCGCGAACCCUUCAGCGUGCGCCACAAACCCUUCUGGGACAUCACCAUGUCUCCUAAGCUCCUGGAUGGCAGUUUCUCCUCACAGGUUAGCCAUGAGGUCGACGGGCUCAUCUUCCAGCCAGCAGGACCCAAGGAUAAAUAUGUGGGAGGGCGGUGUGACGACAUCCUGAAGUGGAAGCCUCCAACGUUAAACACGGUCGACUUCAAACUGCAGAUCAGAAGGGAAGGUGGAGAGGGAAUGUUGGUGCAAACGAAAGGGUUUUUAUACGUCGGAGGUUUUGAACAACCGAUCGCUCAAAUGAAGGUGACCAAAGAUCUGAAGAAAUACGAUGGUAAGAUCGUGGAGUGCAAGUUUGACGGGGCGACAAAACAGUGGCUGUUUCUCCGUGAGAGAACGGACAAGAGCUUCCCUAACUCCUACACAACUGCUGUCGCUGUGUUUGAGAGCAUCCAGAACCCCGUUACCAAGGAGAUCCUGUUCGAGUUCAUCACGAGAUCGAGGUACCAGCAGCACCCUCCCCCGGGAUCAAUGCACCCUCCCCCUGGCUCCUCACACCCUCCCCAGUCAUCGCUGGACAGUCCCCGCGGCCAGAAGAGACCACUGUCACAAGGAGACCACUUAAUGCCGCCACCAGAGAAGAUGCCAAAAAGAUAAGAUGUCUUAAAGAUACGAGUUUCUUAUUUACUGUUUGUUGGACCUUAUUUUAUAGUUAGGACAUUUUCUAAUGUUGGUUCAUUGAAAUUUGGAAAGACAAUGAGAAUUUUUGAAAUACUAUUCACUGUCCCUGUAGCUAUAAAUGAAAUGAAGAUGCAACAGUUUUGUUUGUUUGUCAACCUUUGUUUGUUAAAAAUGGCCUGCAAAUGUUCUAUGAGUUUUAGGCUAUGAGGGAGAUGUUAAUGAUAGGACAAAAUAUACAGGAGAGAAGCAUGCCUUGACAGACCAUACCAGGGUUGUAGCCAGCACCCGUCCUUUGACAGAAUUUUGCAGCUUGGGAGGGAAAAUUUUUUGCGCAUUCCGUCUAUUCCAUUUGACGGACAAAAAUCAAUACGGAAAGAUAUAAUAAAACUGUCUCCCUUAAGUAAUUUUUCACCAAUUGAAAACAGAUGCUGUUAGUCUUCCAUCAAAAUUUAAACCUCAAAAUGCAGGAUAUAGCGAUUCAGAGGGUCUAGAUUUCAAACUUUUCCAGGGUAGAAUGCGCGGACCCCUAGGAACGUCGCGCCUUUGGCACUCAGUAGGUCUGUUCAAAAUUUGAGGGGACAGAAAAUGACUUCAGGCUGGCUACAACCCUGGACUAUACAUACAAUCAUACAUAAAAUUAGUGUACUUUUUAACAGUGCAUUAGUCACCAAGUUGUGCAACAUUGUAUAAAGCUUAACAUCAAUGUGUUGUUGACUGUUGCCGUUGAGAUAUUUUCAAAAACUUCUAUCUUUCCAACCUGAAAAAGUGAAAAGUCUGAUAAGUUUGCUGUUCUCGUUCUGAGGUUCAUGUGGUAAAAGAUAAGAAUAGCACCCAGGUUACAUUAAACUUGACAGUC